This is a messenger RNA of Oxyura jamaicensis (ruddy duck), 555 nucleotides long. It is a transcript of the gene PRR29, whose product is annotated as proline rich 29. The transcript is spliced from 4 exons. The record is from RefSeq and is a predicted model, not a curated record. Lineage: Eukaryota; Metazoa; Chordata; Aves; Anseriformes; Anatidae. Bases 55 to 540 code for a protein of 161 amino acids.
AGCAGCUAUAGCAACAACCUGGAGCUGCCGGCUGCAGUGCUGCUCGGCUGAGCCAUGGAGGUUGGGGCAGUGGGGGACCCCAGGGGGGUCUGGGGGGACCCGGCGGACGGGACCUACAUCAUCCCACACGGGCUCCCACCUGUGCCAUGUCCCCACGGUGCCGUGCCAGUGUCCCAGCAGCCAGUGGUGAUCCUCCAGCAGCUUCCUGGGACCCUAGCCCAGCCCACCAGAGCCCCACACCUGUGGGAAGAUUUAAUUGAGUUGAUGAUGAUUCAAAACUCCCAAAUGCACCAGGUGGUGAUGAACAGUCUGACCAUGUCAGCAUUGACGUCCUUCGGGUUCGGGCCAUCUUCAGCUGCUGCCCAGCCACUCAUGGUGCCUUUGCAGACUGGAGAGGAAGAGGAGGCCGUGGUUUUCCACCACCACUAUGUCCCCUAUGCCGGUCCCACUCCCAUCCUGGCAUGGCCGGUCCCGGCUGGGGCUUGGGGACCGGUGGUCGUGCACUACCAGGACAUGGCAGUGGAGGAGGGGGAGCCGUGAGUAGCAAGGGUGCUG